This is a messenger RNA of Sinocyclocheilus anshuiensis, 6957 nucleotides long. RefSeq names its product calcium-activated potassium channel subunit alpha-1-like. Bases 18 to 3533 code for a protein of 1171 amino acids. The transcript is spliced from 32 exons. Gene Ontology annotation, biological process: potassium ion transmembrane transport. The record is from RefSeq and is a predicted model, not a curated record. Gene Ontology annotation, molecular function: large conductance calcium-activated potassium channel activity. NCBI's taxonomy places the organism in Eukaryota, Metazoa, Chordata, Actinopteri, Cypriniformes, Cyprinidae. Gene Ontology annotation, cellular component: postsynaptic membrane.
AGAAGGUGAAUAACCCUAUGAACAGUCAGGCUGAUGGCCCAACGAAGAACGAUAAAGAGGAGGCCCCAGCCAGUGAGGUGGGCUGGAUGACCUCAGUCAAAGACUGGGCGGGGGUCAUGAUCUCAGCACAGACCCUUACCGGCAGAGUUCUGGUGGUGUUGGUCUUUGCACUCAGCAUCGGAGCUCUGGGAAUAUACUUCAUAGAUUCUUCGGAUCCUAUAGAAUCUUGUCAGAAUUUCUACAAAGACUUCACAUUGCAAAUUGACAUGGCAUUCAACGUGUUCUUCUUACUCUACUUUGGCCUGCGCUUCAUAGCAGCCAAUGAUAAGCUGUGGUUCUGGUUGGAGGUGAACUCAGUGGUGGACUUCUUCACCGUACCGCCUGUGUUUGUGUCAGUGUAUCUGAACAGGAGCUGGCUGGGUCUGAGGUUUCUAAGAGCCUUGAGAUUGAUACAGUUCUCAGAAAUUUUACAGUUUUUGAAUAUCUUAAAAACAAGUAAUUCCAUCAAGCUGGUGAACCUGUGUUCCAUCUUCAUAAGCACAUGGCUCACUGCUGCAGGAUUCAUUCAUCUGGUGGAAAACUCAGGGGAUCCAUGGGAAAACUUCCAAAACUCUCAACCGCUCUCAUAUUGGGAAUGUGUGUACUUAUUAAUGGUCACUAUGUCCACGGUGGGAUAUGGAGACGUCUAUGCAAGAACUACUCUUGGACGCCUUUUCAUGGUCUUCUUCAUUCUCGGUGGCCUGGCCAUGUUUGCCAGCUACGUCCCUGAAAUCAUAGAGUUAAUAGGAAACCGCAAGAAAUAUGGUGGUUCCUAUAGUGCGGUAAAUGGCAGAAAGCACAUUGUGGUCUGUGGUCAUAUCACGCUCGAAAGUGUUUCCAACUUCCUUAAAGACUUCCUACACAAGGACAGGGAUGAUGUCAAUGUAGAAAUUGUUUUUCUUCAUAAUAUUUCCCCUAAUCUUGAGCUGGAAGCCUUGUUCAAACGUCACUUCACUCAGGUGGAAUUCUAUCAAGGAUCGGUCCUCAACCCACAUGAUCUAGCAAGAGUGAAGAUCGAGUCAGCGGAUGCCUGCUUGAUUCUUGCAAACAAAUACUGUGCAGACCCCGAUGCUGAAGAUGCCUCUAAUAUCAUGAGAGUAAUAUCUAUAAAGAACUACCAUCCAAAGAUCAGAAUAAUCACUCAAAUGUUGCAGUACCACAACAAGGCCCAUCUGCUAAACAUUCCCAGCUGGAACUGGAAGGAGGGUGAUGAUGCGAUCUGCCUGGCCGAGCUGAAGGCAGGCUUCAUAGCCCAGAGCUGCCUGGCACAGGGCCUGUCCACCAUGCUCGCCAACCUCUUCUCCAUGAGGUCAUACAUCAAGAUUGAGGAGGACACAUGGCAGAAGUAUUAUCUGGAGGGAGUGGCCAAUGAAAUGUACACUGAGUACCUGUCCAGUGCCUUUGUGGGGCUUUCAUUUCCUACAGUUUGUGAGCUGUGCUAUGUGAAGCUCAAGUUGUUGUUGAUCGCUAUUGAGUACAAGUCAGAGCAGAGGGAAAGCAGAAGCAGAAAGCGUAUUCUGAUCAACCCGGGAAAUCACGUUAAGAUGCAGGAGGGGACUUUGGGAUUCUUUAUCGCCAGUGAUGCCAAAGAAGUGAAAAGAGCAUUUUUCUACUGCAAAGCAUGUCAUGAUGACAUCACAGAUCCCAAAAGGAUUAAAAAGUGUGGCUGCAAGAGAAUGACAUAUUCCAAGAUGUCCGUCUACAAGCGAAUGAAACUGGCAUGUUGUUUUGAUUGCGGGCACUCUGAGCGCGACUGCUCGUGCAUGUCAGGCAGUGUACAUAGUAACAUGGACAGUCUUCAGAGGGCCUUCCCACUUUCUUCUGUCUCUGUUCAUGAUUGCUCAACCAGUUUACGUGCCUCCAAAUACAAGUUUAACGGAUAUGUCAGAUCACUCGAAGAUGAACAUCCGUCAACACUGUCACCCAAAAAGAAGCAACGCAACGGAGGCAUGCGGAAUUCACCCAACUGCUCACCCAAAAUGAUGAGACAUGACCCUCUGCUCAUUCCGGGAAAUGAGCAGAUUGAGAACAUGGAUGCUAAUGUGAAAAGAUACGACUCUACUGGAAUGUUUCACUGGUGUCCAUCCAAAGAAAUUGAGAAGGUCAUUCUGACACGCAGCGAGGCCUCCAUGACGGUUUUAAGUGGACAUGUAGUAGUCUGUAUAUUUGGAGAUGUCACGUCAGCUUUAGUGGGGCUUCGAAACUUGGUGAUGCCUUUGAGAGCAAGCAACUUCCAUUACCACGAGCUAAAGCCCAUCGUAUUUGUGGGCUCAUUAGAUUAUCUGAGAAGAGAGUGGGAAACCCUUCAUAACUUCCCCAAAGUCUCCAUCUUACCUGGUACACCAUUAAGUCGAGCUGAUUUAAGGGCCGUCAACAUCAACCUCUGUGACAUGUGCGUUAUCCUGUCAGCCAAUCAGAACAAUAUCGACGAUGCUUCACUGCAGGACAAGGAAUGCAUCUUGGCAACUCUUAACAUCAAAUCUAUGCAGUUUGAUGACAGCAUUGGGGUCUUGCAGGCUAAUUCCCAAGGUUUCACACCUCCGGGGAUGGAUAGGUCAUCUCCAGAUAACAGUCCAGUGCACGGCUUAGUGCGGCAGGCAUCCAUCACCACGGGAUCAAACAUCCCGAUCAUAACUGAACUUGUGAAUGACUCCAACGUUCAGUUUUUGGACCAAGACGAUGAUGACGACCCAGAUACGGAGCUGUAUCUGACCCAGCCAUUUGCCUGCGGUACCGCGUUCGCCAUCAGCGUGUUGGACUCCCUGAUGAGUGCGACAUAUUUCAAUGAUAAUAUCCUCACCCUGAUCCGGACGCUGGUCACAGGAGGCGCCACUCCGGAGCUGGAGGCCCUGCUGGCUGAGGAGAACGCGCUGAGAGGUGGCUACAGCACGACGCAGACGCUGGCUAACAGGGACAGGUGUCGGGUCGCCCAGCUGGCCCUCUACGAUGGGCCCUUCGCAGACUUGGGGGAUGGUGGUUGCUACGGAGACUUAUUUUGCAAAGCAUUAAAAACAUACAACAUGCUGUGCUUUGGAAUCUAUAGAUUGCGAGAUGCACAUUUAAGUAUACCAGGCCAGUGCACAAAAAGGUAUGUCAUCACAAACCCACCUUAUGAGUUUGAGCUGGUGCCCACGGACCUGAUCUUCUGUCUGAUGCAGUUUGACCACAAUGCGGGCCAGUCCCGAGCGAGCCUGUCCCACUCCUCCCAUUCCUCUCAUUCAUCCAGCAAGAAGAGCUCGUCUGUUCACUCCAUCCCCGCCACGAACCGGCAGAACCGCAGCAGCAAAGCACGUGAAGCCCGUGACAAACAGAAUGCAACAAGGAUGAAUAGAAUGGGCCCAGAAAAGAGAUGGUUUACAGAUGAAGCAGAAAACGCAUACCCAAGGAACAUUCAAAUCAAGCCCAUGAGCACUCACAUGGCCAACCAAGUCAAUCAGUACAAAUCCACUAGCAGUCUGAUUCCACCUAUCCGAGAAGUCGAAGAUGAAUGCUGAACGAAUCCCCGGCCUUUACCGUUAUGGAGGGACUUGGGUCAUCCUGCUGUAAAAGAUGAGCACUAAUCGCGAAACCAUGACUGAGAUGAUGGCGACACAUUGUUCUUCCCUUGUUCAACUCGAGGGUUUGAAGCGAUUGAGAACUGGAAGGGACUUCCUAUGUCUAUACCUUUAAUGUUACUUCCAUACAUUUAUAUAUGUAUACAUAAUGACAAUCAAGUAAGGAUUGUACAGCCCCUAACACUUUUUAAAAUUACGUUAACGGCAAACAAAAAAGAAAAAAAAAGUACUUCCUGUGAUUCAUUGCAAUAUUUCACCUCUGCCGUGACCUGACUCCACGCAGAGGGUGCUAUAAUGGAGGAUGAGGGUCACCGUCGUUCACAUCAUCCAAACACUACCCAAAGAUCAGCCCUGCCGAUUGAGUUACGUAUCUGUCGUCCGUUUCGUUUUGCACUACCGCGUAAUCACUCGAGCACCGCUCACAGAAGAGUCAAAGCUUUCCCUCGGUUCUCCUGAGUUUGAGGCUGUUAACUGAAUGGUUUUGUUCAGGGAAACGAGUGUUUGCGUGACUGUAUUCAUGCAUGGUGUGUGCUGAAGGCUGCCUGAAGUAACCUGAACUUAUAGCUCUGGAAAGGAUGCCCAUUUCCAUCUCUACAGACUGUUUAGGCACACAUACACAUGGAAAUGUUUGUUGUACCUAAUGCAAAUGACCGUCCCCAACGUACCUCUUCGGAAUUGGCAAUACAUUGAGGAUAUGCACUACGCCUGUUGAUGUCUUUCCAUCAUCUAUGACUGCUGGUGUGGGAAACUGUCUGUGAUGGAGGAUUAUAACAUGUUUGUUUGCAUGUCUGCUAUUAAUGUGACUGACUGAAACACUACUGUAACCUGCUGAUAAUUCAACAAUGAUUGAGCUUUAACGCUGAGAAAAUAAAAUAUAUAUACGGUUGAAAAUGCCACAUAUUGCAAAAAGUGGGCAUUAUUGGUUCCUCCUUUGGGUGUAGCCACUGCCUGACACAGGGUUGGCACAGGGGCGGAAAAGUGCUUGGAUGUUCCCUGUGACCAACCGUGAUGCCUUAUACUCUAGAGCAAAUACAUAAGCUCAAUCAUAAUGUUCAAUUAUCAGCCAAAGAUGUAACUUGUGGAUGACUCUUGCUGUGGACUGAAUGGAUUUGAACGUCACUCACUUCUAUCAAGGCUACACGACUAUGUUGUACCUUGAAGUAGAACGUAUAUUGAUACAAAUGUUUCACAGACCUUUGAACAUUGCUUCAAGUGCUCUGUCAGAUUUAUACAUAAGUACAUACUUAUUUUUUAUCCAUGAGCGUAAUCAUUUUGUACUUAUUUUUAUACAUAUCAGAGAACUUUAUUUCUAAAUGUAUCUUAAAGAUAUCUUAAUAGCAAAUCACGUAACAUCAACCGGGAACCGUCAAAGAUUUGUGAACCCGAGUCCAAAAGGUACCAUUUCAGCUUGCCAUCUGCAGUGCUCUUUGAUACUUACACGGGCUGCUUUGAAGGACCUCGAGCUCUACUACUAAAACAAACGUAUAUGCUUUCAUUUUCAUAAGCUAACGGAGGUGAAAACCAAUAUUGAAUGACUGAUGACACGAUGUUGAUCCUCAGACAGCCAUGAACUCAGAGAUGCACAUGAGGAGGGACUCUGCUCUUUCUGUAAUGAGGGUAGAGUCAUAGUAAUAUUAGCGAUGUUUGACCUAAAUUAGGUCUUGGUAAAGGCGUGCUGAAGUAGCAGUGAACUAAUAGCUUGUAGAUGCAAGAAAAGAGACAUUAGCGCUCGUUCAUCCGUUGAGCAAAAGAAUAUAAAUCUGUUGUAUAAAUUCUGCCCGUUCUAGUCCACGUUUACUUUCUCAAGUAAAAGGAGCUCAGCUUUAUUGUUUAUCUACUGGACAAUUAGGCUUUGUCCUGAAGUGAUUUUCUGAAUUGUGAUUACAUUGGUGUUACACUUUGUAGCAAGUAGAUUUCUUAAUAAAUGAAGGAAAAAAAGAAUACAAAUGUGAGUAAACUAUGUAUAAUUGGAUUGUCUACAUACUUGCUAGCCUGAAAAAAAAAAGUUUUUGAGCUAAAAAGAAUCCAUUGGUGUUAAAUGUCCAAUUGAUUUAUUUAUUUUCUUCUAUGUAAGGUCUUUUUCCUAUAACGAACUACAUUACAAAGAAAGGCUGAUGGCGCAGUCAAGACAGCAGGUUUCAUUUGAUGAGAAAAGUGUAGAUGCAUGUUGAAGGAAGCAGAAAGCAAACUAGCUCUUUCUUUUUGAGGAUUAUUAACCAUCAGGUUUUUACAUUCCAUUUUGUCAUCAGCAUUUCAAUGUUACUAUCACAACUAGUUUGAAAAUGUCAAAAUCGGUUGUUUGCUUACAGAUCUUUUCUUUCUUUUUCAAAACACAUACUCAGGUAGCGAUCCUGAUGACAAAACUACAAAGUAAAGCUGGCUUACUUUUUUUUUUUGUUACCUUUCGUAGCCCUAAUGACAGUUUGAGGUGAUACUGAUAUUUCUUUUCCACUGCAACAAAUGUGCAAUUUUUAGUAUCAAGCGAUUUAUUUGUACAUCUUGUGAAGAAACUACAGUGUACACAUAUCAGAGUUUCUACAGUGCCAUGAAAUGUGUCCAUCUGCCAGCAUCAGUCAGUCAUUGGUCAGUAAUACUGGAUGAAUAUCAUGGCAUCUAAUACUGGCAUGGAGAACAUCCAAGCCAUCCUUGUCUCCAUGCCAGGACAGAGCCAGGCAGUGCAGGAAGACCAAAGGAGGAACGCCGUAAGACCCACUAGAGCGAAAAGUGGCAUUCAAAUGGGCAUACAACACUUCUGCCUAUGCAAGCUGCUGAAAUCCUAGCACCUUGGUUAUAGAUACUGAACAAGUCAAAAAAGGGGACAGUAAUGACUGAAAGAUGCUGGGUAGAACUGACUAUGAUGUUUAGUUGGAUCACCUGUCAAUGUAUUCAAGAGUGUUUCAUUAAAGUAACAUAAAGCAACCUUACUGAUGUGCUAUGUAAUACACAACUAUCAUAUUUUGGCUAUUUUAUUCUACUGUAAAGGACAUAUUUAAGUUUUAGAAACUGUAUAAAGAAAAUGCACUGUAACAGAAUAAAUACUUGGAGGGAAUCAAGUCUUAACAUGCUGAACUUGAAUAUGGAUUACAGUUUUGUUGUUGUCUUUUCUUCCACUUCAAUAAAUAAUCAAAACAUCCAUCCAUACAUGUAAUUAUUGGCAUAUUCACUACAGGAAAUUGGGGUUUCUCAUAGCAGAAUGACUGAUUUGACUACCAGACGUGAAGAAAUUGAUGGUGCUGAGCUGAUCUACCUAUCUCUGUCAAAUAAAACCUGCUGAUAAAACAUAGUGUCUUGUACAAAACGUUUGUACAUAAAUUGUACAUGGUUUCUUUUUGUAUUUUCUCAAAUUAAAAUGGAUGUAUUUGUG